AACACUCCAACUACCGAAUGUCCAACUACUGACACUCCAAUUACCGACUUUCCAACUACCAACACUCCAACUAUCGAUACUCCAACUACCGACCCUCCAACUACCGACUCUCCAACAACCGACACUCCAACAACCGGCACGCUAUCAACCAGCACGCCAACAAACGACACGUCAACAUCUGACACUACAGCUACCAACACUCCAGCAACCAACACUCCAGCAACCAACAUUCCAGCAACCAACACUCCAGCAACAGACACUCCAGCAACAGACACUCCAGCAACAGACACUCCAGCAACAGACACUCCAGGAACCAACACUCCAGCAACAGACACUCCAGCAACAGACACUCCAGCAACAGACACUCCAGCAUCAGACACUCCAGCAACCAACACUCCAGCAACAGACACUCCAGCAACAGACACUCCAGCAACCAACACUCCAGCAACCAACACUCCAGCAACAGACACUCCAGCAACCAACACUCCAGCAACAGACACUCCAGCAACAGACACUCCAACUACUGACACUCCAACUACAGUCACUAAAACUAUCAACUCUCCAACUACCGACUUUCCAACUACCAACACUCCAACUAUUGAUACUCCAACUACCGUCCCUCCAACUACCGACUCUCCAACAACCAACACUCCAACAACCGGCACGCUAUCAACCAGCACGCCAACAAACGACACGUCAACAUCUGACACUACAGCUACCAACACUCCAGCAACCAACACUCCAGCAACCGACACUCCAGCAACCGACACUCCAGCAACAGACACUCCAGCAACAGACACUCCAGCAACAGACACUCCAGCAACAGACACUCCAGCAACCAACACUCCAGAAACAGACACUCCAACUACUGACACUCCAACUACAGUCACUAAAACUAUCAACUCUCCAACUACCGACUGUCCAACUACCGACUGUCCAACUACUGACUGUCCAACUACCGACCCUCCAACUACCGACUGUCCAACUACCUACACUCCAACUACCAGCACUCCAAAUACCGACACUCCAACUACCGACACUCCAAUUACCGACACUCCAACAACAGGCACGCUAUCAACCGGUACGCCAACAACCGACACGUCAACAUCUGACACUACAGCUACCAACACUCCAGCAACCAACACUCCAGCAACCAACACUCCAGCAACGGACAUUCCAACUACCGACGCUCCAACUACUGACGCUCCAACUACUGGCUGUCCAACUACUGACUGUCCAACUGUCGACUUCACAACUACCGACACUCCAAAUACCGGCACGAUAUCAACCGGCACACCGACAUCUGACACGCCAACAACCGACAUGCCAACAACCGAGACGCCAACAACUGACAUUCCAACUACCAACAUUUCAACUACUGAACAUACUUCACUUCCAUACACAAUAGUGUGUGGACCAAUUACCACCACCCCCACCACCACCACCCCCACCACAACCUCUACCACCACCCCCACCAUCACCUCUCCCACCAGACCCUCUCCCACCACCAUCUCUCCCACCACCCCCACCACCAGCUCUCCCAUCACCACCUCUACCACACACUCUCCCACCACCUCUACCACCACCCCCACCAUUCCCUUUCCCACCACCACCUCUCCCACCACCACCUCUCCCACAAUUCCCACCACCAACUCUCCCACCACCUCUACCACCACCCCCAACAUCAUCUCUCCCACCACCACAUCUCCCACAAUCCCAACCACCACCUCUACCACCACCCCCAACAUCAUCUCUCCCACCACCACCUCUCCCACAAUCCCAACCACCACCUCUCCCACCACAACAUUUCCCACAAUCCCCACCACCACCUCUCCUACAGUCCCCAGCACCACCAUCUCCUCUCCCACCACCAUCUCUCCCACCACCUCUCCCACCACCACCUCGACCACCACUCCUCCUCUGGUCUGUAUCAACGGUGGUAAACUACAGAGUCAAGUUUGUAUCUGUCCUGAUGAGUGGACUGGAGAGACCUGUUCAGAUGGGAAUUUCUGCAAUUCCACCAGCAAGGAUGGAUUCUCCUUCCCAAGAACAACGGUUGGCUGGUCUGCUUAUUCAGAAGUGUUGCGUGAUAAGAAGACAACCAAAGCCUCAGCAAGAUGUUUGAAUGACACCGGCUCUCCAAUGUUUGGUCCUCCUCACAUUCUGCAGUAUGAAUUAACCCUCAAUGACAUUCAAGGAAAUAUCUCCAGCAGUUCAGGUGAUUUACUACAGUUAGCCUUCAGUACUCAGAUCCUGACCUACCAAAAACAUCAGCUGUCAGCUGACAACAUCACCACAGCAGCUCAGAUCGCUAACACGCUGCUUAAGUCUGCAAAAAUCACAGAGGACAUCGCAGUGGCAGCUAUAACUACCAUCAGUCAGCUGCUGAAUGCCAAUAAGGAGAGUACACAGGAGAGAGAUGCUGUCCAGAGCCUCACAGAGACCCUGGAGAACUUUUCCCUGGACCAGCACAAUAAUGUGUCCUUGGUGGUUCAGCCCAACCUGGCAGUCCAGUCUGUCCAAGUACCAAGUGACACAGUAGGGAUCCAGUUUACUGCUCUAACUGGAAGUUCUGGCAAUUUUGUGGCCAACAGAAUUCAUCUCAACAUCAAUACCUCUGAACUGAUAGCUGACAAAGGAGGUUCUACCGAUGUCCAGAUUGUUAUCAAAUUCCCUCCAGUUUUACGUAGUAAAAACACAAACCACUCCAUUGGUUUUGUGCUCUACCAAAAUGACCGGUUCUUCAGGUCCAGGGCUUUCAGAGCUUCUUCAGGGACCAGGAGAAGGGUCAUCUCUGCUAACCUGGGACAAGUGUCUGGGUUACAUGUUGAGAUGCUCUUCAAGCCCACAACAGUCCCCAACGCCUCCCUCCAUGACUUUGCCUGUGUGUGGUGGAACUACACGUUGAAAGACUGGAGCACCUUUGGCUGCUCCAAAGUCAACCACUCAGAAGACAGCCUGCGUUGUUUCUGUAAUCACACCACUAACUUUGCUGUGCUGAUGUCGUACAGGAAGGAUUUUAAAUACGCUGAAGCGCUAAACUGGAUCACCAUAUUGGGAUGCUCCAUGUCCAUCAUAGGGUUGAGUUUAACAAUAACAUUCCAGAUCGCAACCAGGAAAUCACGCAAAACCAACCCAACAGUCCUCUUAGUGAGCAUCUGCAUGUGUCUUCUGAUCUUCACCCUGCUCUUCAUGUUGGGAGUGGACAACCCUCAUAAACAGCUGGACAAACCUGAAAUACAGGAGGACAACAUUCUCCCCCCGUCCGACACACAUACGGAGCAGGACAGAGGGACCUGUACUGCAGUGGCGGUCCUGCUGCAGUACUUCCUGUUGGGCACGUUCACCUGGAACACGCUGUUCGCCACACAUGUCUUCCUGAUGAUCAGAAACAGCCUGACCACCAGCCCGUCUCACUUCACAGCCUAUACCGUGGCCAUCGGAUGGGGACUGCCUGCGGUUGUGGUGGCCCUCACCUUAGGAAUUAGUUACAGAGUGGAUGAUCCACUGGGUUACAGGCAGGAGGAAUUCUGCUGGCUUGCUGCCCUCGAUCCAAAGGGGAACUUUGAUUUCAAGCUGCCAAUGUUUUGGGGGUUCCUGAUACCUGUGGCAUUCAUGCUUAUCUUCAACACAGUGGUGUUGAUAUGUUUUGCAGUUACAACAGGCAAGACCAACCCACAUUUAACCAGUACAAGACACACAUCGAUGAAGAAGAAGUUCCUCCGUAGCUUCUCUCUGGCUGUGGUGCUCGGUCUCUCCUGGAUCCUGGGCUAUCUGUUGCUCAUUACACAGAACCAGACCAUGUACACCAUACUCAACAUCUCCUUCUGUGUUCUCACCACCACUCAGGGUUUGCAGAUUUUCAUUUUGUUCACAGCAAGAACAGCAAUAUUCAAGAAAAAGUUGUCAAGUGCUUUGAAAUCUGUCUCUAGUGUUGGGAUCCCUCUUCACACUAGGAAGUUCAGUCUAUGGCGAGGCGAGCACAGUGAUAAAGUAGAAUCAUACACACAUCUGGACACUGAUCUGUCAUCUCCACCUUGGUCCUCACAGACAUCUAGCUGAUGGGCUGUAAGUUCAACCUCUGUUGUAAAAUAUCUCAUAUACCUCCACUAUUUUCCUAUAAUAUACAGUAUCAUACACACAACAUUUUGUAUCAACGUAUAUUCACUGCAAAUUCCCUCAGAAGUUGUGUCCAAUGAUUUUUAUAUAUCCUGAACAUAUGUUCUUUAUAAAAUGUUACUGUUUUAAAUAAAUCU
This is a messenger RNA of Oncorhynchus masou masou (cherry salmon), 4256 nucleotides long. RefSeq names its product adhesion G-protein coupled receptor G7-like. Gene Ontology annotation, molecular function: G protein-coupled receptor activity. Gene Ontology annotation, cellular component: membrane. The coding region runs from base 1324 to 4062 and encodes 912 amino acids. The record is from RefSeq and is a predicted model, not a curated record. Gene Ontology annotation, biological process: G protein-coupled receptor signaling pathway; cell surface receptor signaling pathway. NCBI's taxonomy places the organism in Eukaryota, Metazoa, Chordata, Actinopteri, Salmoniformes, Salmonidae. The transcript has 15 exons.